This is a messenger RNA of Pelmatolapia mariae (spotted tilapia), 504 nucleotides long. RefSeq names its product serine protease 30-like. NCBI's taxonomy places the organism in Eukaryota, Metazoa, Chordata, Actinopteri, Cichliformes, Cichlidae. Bases 1 to 504 code for a protein of 167 amino acids. The record is from RefSeq and is a predicted model, not a curated record. The transcript has 6 exons. Gene Ontology annotation, molecular function: serine-type endopeptidase activity. Gene Ontology annotation, biological process: proteolysis.
AUGGCUCAUCUGAAGCUUCUACUUCUUCUUCUUCUUCUGUGUAUCACAGUGAGCACAGGAGUAGAUUUGCACAAAAGGAUCUAUGGAGGUCAUAAGUGUCCAGACACUGAGCGUCUGUAUCACGUGAAACUGAUGGCAACAAAUGAAACACAUGUAAGUCUCUGUGGUGGCUCACUGAUCCUUGAACGGUGGAUUCUGACUGCAGCCCACUGCUGGAAAAAUGAACCUGGAUGGGAGAUAGUAGUGGUGGGAGAAGGUGGUGUGAAAUCCUCCUUGGUGUGGGGUGUGGAGGGAGGUGUUGUAGGUGAAGUGUUUGAUGGUGGUGAUGGCUCUAUGGAGGGGGGAGAGGGUGAUUCUGGUGGUGGAGUGAUUUACAACAACAUGAUUUAUGGUGUAAUCAGUUCUGGUUUUCAUUCAGGACUUCAGGCACUCAACAUCCAAGACAGAGCUAACAAAGAGAGACCCUCCACCCAGAAGACCGCCUUACCCCGACCGACCCGAUGA